Aspergillus affinis is the source of this 2949-nucleotide messenger RNA. Its product is annotated as kinase-like protein. NCBI's taxonomy places the organism in Eukaryota, Fungi, Ascomycota, Eurotiomycetes, Eurotiales, Aspergillaceae. Gene Ontology annotation, biological process: protein phosphorylation; signal transduction; regulation of GTPase activity. Gene Ontology annotation, cellular component: cytoplasm. The record is from RefSeq and is a predicted model, not a curated record. The transcript has 8 exons. Gene Ontology annotation, molecular function: protein kinase activity; ATP binding. Bases 1 to 2949 code for a protein of 982 amino acids.
AUGGCGGACGAGCUAGGGAGGGCGCCUGGUGCUAGCCCCAGUAGCGAUUCGAACCCGUCGCAAUCUCCUGGCCUCUAUCCCCCAUUCUCCGGCCCUCCCUCCGAACAAAGGCGCAGCUCAUCACAACUACUGUCCCCUCGAAUGCCGGAUUUGGUUCGGGAUUCAAAACUCGAGACACACUUUAUACCCGACAGCAGUGUUGAAACUGUGCAUACCUACCACGAGCCGGAUUAUAAGUCGCGACGUCGACUCGUUUCCAGAUCUGAACAUUGGAGGCGGUAUGGAAAGAUCGGGGGUGGAAGCUAUGGAAGCGUUUGGCUGGAAAAAUGCGUCAAGGGAGCCAGGCGCGAAAAUGGACUUCGUGCGGUCAAGCAGAUGGAAGUGCGACGGCAAUCGACGCGGGUAGAUUAUAAUCGCGAAUUGGAGGCUAUAGCUAAAUUCUCGCAUUGGAAAUACGAGCGUGCAUUCGUCAAAUCGUUCGGUUGGUAUGAAGGUCCUGACCAUUUGUUUAUCGCAAUGGAAUACCUUGAGUUGGGAGAUCUUCAUACGUAUCUGCAGCAUAAGCCGGCGCUGCCAGAACACGAAGCCAAGGAGGUCACAUUUCAAAUUCUAGAUGGUCUCUUUUUGAUGCACGACAACGAAUUCGCGCAUCGUGAUAUGAAGCCCAGAAAUAUCCUUCUCAAGUCCUGUCCUCCUGAUGAGUGGUGGGUCAAGAUAGCAGACUUUGGUAUCAGCAAGAGAAUCGAAGAUGAAGUUGGAGCGUCGUCUACGCUCAAGGGAACACUCGGCUAUAUUGCACCCGAAUUACACGGCUUUAUCAAGCGUGGUAGUCCAUACGCGCCGGAUCUUUGGGCGGUCGGAGAGAUCGCAUUUCAAAUGCUCACAAAGCAGGCGACGUUCAAAAACCUUGGCAUGCUUUUCACAUACAUGAGUAAUCUCGAGAUGUUUCCAUACGAUCUACUACUCGCGGCUCGUGUGGGCCAGAGCGGCCUGGAAUGCAUCUUCUCAUUCAUGCACCCAGACCCCAUCCAGCGUGUGACCGCAGAGGUCGCUUUACAACACACGUGGUUCAAUGAUGCUCCUCUAUCCCGUCAAGGCUCGGUUAGAUCAGCUCGUAAUAUAUCACCUCCGGCUCGGGUGGCAGAUACAGAAACCGAAGAGCUUGCCACCUGGAAUACUAUCGCCACACAGGAAUCAGAGAACAACCCCCCUGGCCAGAUAGGGGAAGCUGAGAUAGCAACUUGGAACACUGAACAUAGCCAUGGAAAGAAUAUGAGUCUGGACGCUGGGCAGCCUGCGGAUUGGCCAAUCAGGACGAAUAAUGUUCCUUUGGCAGGGGACGCGGCUCCUGUCGAGGAUGAUAUGAAGAUUCACGUCGAUUCGCCGAAGCCGGAAAACACAGGCAUCAACUUGACGGCUCUGGAUGAACUCGCUCAAUUCUUUGGUGAGGGUCAACCCGACAUCCGCCGUGAAUCAGGCAAUAUGAGUCUGGACGCUGGGCAGCCUGCGGAUUGGCCAAUCAGGACGACUAAUGUUCCUCUGGCAGGGGACGCGGCUCCUGUCGAGGAUGAUAUGAAGAUUCACGUUGAUUCGUUGAAGCCGGAAAUCACAGGCAUCAACUCGACGGCUCUGGAUGAACUCGCUCAAAUCUUUGGUGAAGGUCAACCCGACAUCCACCGUGAAUCAAGCACGCAAAAUGUCCAGGCUGAAAACGCCGAUCCUCAGUCCACGGUCAUGGAAGGGACAACUCUCGUCCACGCCGAGGAACCUACGGCACAAGCUGGUGUUGUCCGGGAAAGAGUUCCAGCAGUCCAGCGGAUAGAAAAACACUCACAUCCUAUCUUGGGUGGAAAGUUCGAUGACCUACCUGGGUCAGGAAUAAUCACCACUUCAAAUGCACCGGAGACCAUUGCUCCAACAUAUCCAGAGAAUCAACGCCAUAGCUUGGUUGUACAUACCGGUGACGAAGAAGAGCCCGAGACCUUUAUUGCGCGGCGAUUGAGAGAAAUAAGGGAUUCAAGACCGCAAGAUAGCCCGCUAUCAGAGUCAUCAAACGUUUCGCAACCGUCUAACGCGGCGGCCACUUGGGCAGCUGGGAUAACGUCCAGUAGCGAACGACCGGGAUGGCAGUCAUAUGAGGGUACAACCAAGCAGUCAUCCGACGGCAAAUCCAAAAUCAGCAAGACAUUCAAAGGUCUAUUCAGCGGAUGGAGGAGCAAUGAUCCUAAGGUCCAUAACCAUCUUUCCGAGUUCGAUGACCCUGGCCGAAGCAAUCCUCAUCUCGAACCCCAGAUCCCAUUUCAAAGCGACACCCUGUACACCACCCCACCGCCGAUACCCAGUAGCUCGCGCAAGGUUUUUGGAGUGACGAUAGACGAGCUCUAUUCCCGACAUCCGGACAUGCCUGUUCCUCAAAUUGUCCAACAAUGCAUCGCGGCCGUUGAGACAUAUGCCCUUAAUCUACAGGGCAUAUACCGCCAGUCUGAGAAGCCAGGAACUAUUGAACGAAUGAUCGCAGAGUUCGAGUUGAAUUGGCCACAUCACGACUUGAAGCUGCCAGCCCAUUUCCAUCACAACAUUCACAAUGUUACCAGUUUAUUGAAGAGAUAUUUCAGGGAUCUUCCAAACCCUCUACUCACCUUGCAGCAUUACCACUCCUUCAUCUCUGCGGCCAAAGUGGAUGAUGACAUCGGGCGCCGAGACUCCAUUCAUGCUCUCAUCAAUCAACUUUCUGACCCACACUACGUGACUCUCAGGGCUCUGACAUUUCAUCUGGAUAAGGUCCAGCAGCGUUCCAACCAGAACCGCAUGACCACUGGAAAUCUGGCCAUAAUUUUUGGGCCCACGCUUAUGGGUUCCAACACAACUAACAUGGUCGACACUGGCUGGCAAGUUCGGGUAGUUGAAACUAUCAUCACAUACGCAUCGGAUAUUUUUGACGAGGAUUGA